Molecule: messenger RNA, 1665 nt
Organism: Schistosoma mattheei
Lineage: Eukaryota; Metazoa; Platyhelminthes; Trematoda; Strigeidida; Schistosomatidae
Source: the annotation of a GenBank genome assembly
GAUUCAACAAGGCUAGAAGUUUACGUUUGUGUAUAUCCUUAAGAUUUAGUAAGAUUGCAGAUUUUAGUACAAUAUACAACUUAAGCAUUCUCCCACUGACUAUAAAUCAAUAGAAAAACAGACAAAAAUGGCACCAAAGAGAAAAAAGAAAACCGGGAAACUAACAAAAAUGACUGAUGAAGAGAGAGCGAUUUUCCUUGAACAACAAAGAGUUGCUGAAGAAGAACUAAAAACAAAAAGAUGGCACUGUUAUCUCAAUAUCUACAAGAUAAACUUAUUCAUGAAGAAAAGUUUACUAAACUUAAUAAAGCAAAACUGACACAUUAUUGGCGAACUAUUAUGAGAGAGACGAAGUCAAAAGAAUUGAAAAGAACUAUAGAAAUAUUAUCACAAACAUUUGAAAGAAUUAUGGACCGAAAAGAAAGUAUCAUCAAAACACUUGUUGCGGAUCUUAGUGAGGCAGAUGAACAGCAUUUGAUGGCUCUGCGUUCUCAUCUACAGAAUGUAGAUAUUUUAAUAGAUUUACAAAAUCAAAGAUUACAUAAAUUAAAAACUAAUUAUGAAAAGGAAUUGCACUCUUUGGUAGAAGAAUUCUUAAAAGAAGAAAACUUUACUAAGCAACAACACGAUAAACAAGUCAAUGACUUAAAAGAUAUAUUUGUUGCACUGGAUUCUACAUAUACUGCCAAAGCACAUGAAGCUGUAAUUGAUCAGACUAGUUUGAAGGAUGAUCUGAAGAAUAAAAGUUUGGAAGAAAAACAUACAUUGAGAAUAAAUUUGGAGAAUAAGGUCAAUAGUUUGUGGUCUGAAUUCAAACAGGCUUCCACUCAAUACACAACAACUACCAAUGAAAAAAAGACAUCUUUCGAAAACUUAAAAGCAAAAGAUGAACGUUCAGCUGCUGAAAUUCAAUUACACUUAAACAAAAUCCAAAAAAUCAAUGAUAAUAUAUCGGCUACUAGACGUCGUAUGUUAAAAAUAUCUAAAGAAUAUGAAGAAAAAAAUCGUAACUUAAAAGAAGAACGUGAUAAGUUAGUUGUUCGAUUUCAAGUCUUGAAGAUACAAAUCAAUAAAUUACGUGAUCUACAACAUGAAAAACUGGUUAAAAUGUCAGUUGAAAGUGGGGAUGCUAUAAAAAAGGUUCAAUGUUUAUUGGCAAAAGCAGAGAAAAUUAUUAAGUUAGGUGAACAGUGCAGAAAGUAUGAGACAGAAGAGGAAAAAGUUACACCAUUCUAUUCAUCAUCUUUAUCAGCGGAAGAAGAAAGUGCUGUGCAAGAAUCGUUCGAAAAAGAACAGAAUGAAGAGAUGAUGAAGAUAUUAAAACGAUGCCUUCCACUUGAAAUGUUUUGGAAAAGAUUUAAUAAAGUUCAAUUAGAUCGUUUAGCAAUAAUUAAAGAACACAAUAUGUUAGAACAAGAAAACAUUCAAUUAAAAUUAUUAUUGAAACAAUAUUUAGACGGUAUAUCAGUUAAUAGUGAAGUUAUAUCUGGUGAUAAUUCAUUAAUUGUUAUAAAUGGACGAUCAAAUUUAAAACACAUGAGUAUAAUAGAUGAUCCACGAAUCAGAUUGAUAUCUACUGAUGAUGACAGUGUACAGCCGAAAGAAAUGAUAAACUAUGCUACUACUCCCGCCGCAGUUGACUAUCGAAUAAGACAGACAACUUAG